Messenger RNA from Empidonax traillii (willow flycatcher), 6303 nucleotides. RefSeq names its product MET proto-oncogene, receptor tyrosine kinase (gene MET). The transcript has 21 exons. The record is from RefSeq and is a predicted model, not a curated record. Bases 134 to 4291 code for a protein of 1385 amino acids. Gene Ontology annotation, cellular component: membrane; semaphorin receptor complex. Gene Ontology annotation, molecular function: semaphorin receptor activity; ATP binding; protein binding. Lineage: Eukaryota; Metazoa; Chordata; Aves; Passeriformes; Tyrannidae. Gene Ontology annotation, biological process: semaphorin-plexin signaling pathway involved in axon guidance; regulation of cell shape; positive regulation of axonogenesis.
ACGAGCGCGGCGGAGGCGCCGGAGGGAAAGGCGCGCAGAGCCGCCCCGCAGCCCAGGUGCUGUGCAGGACGGAGGGACGCCCCUGCCCGCCGUGGCGCGCAGCCCCCGCCGCCCCCAGAUUAAAUCUCUGACAAUGAAGCCCUUCACUGCAUAUCCUUCUGGGUUUAUCGUAUUCCUAUUUACCCUGCUGCAGAGGAGCCAUGGACAAUGCAAAGACGCUGCUAAAAAAUCAGAGAUGAAUUUCAAUGUAAAAUACGAUCUUCCUAACUUCAUCGCAGAAACACCAAUUCAGAAUGUAGUUUUAUACAAGCAUCAUGUUUAUAUUGGAGCAGUCAACAAGAUUUAUGUACUCAAUGAAACUCUCCAGAACAUUUCUGUGUACAAGACCGGGCCUGUUUUGGAGAGCCCCGACUGUGCGCCAUGUGAAGACUGCAGAGAUAAAGCCAAUUUAUCUAACAGCGUAUGGAAGGAUAACGUUAACAUGGCACUGCUUUUAGAAACUUAUUAUGAUGAUCAGCUCAUCAGCUGUGGCAGUGUGUCCGGAGGCAUUUGCCACCGUCACAUCAUUCACCCUGACAACCCUGCUGACAUUGAAAGCGAGGUGCACUGCAUGUACUCACCCCAGGUGGAUGGAGAAGCAGAUAAUUGUCCCGACUGUGUUGUAAGCACUUUAGGAACCAAAGUUUUGGUGACUGAAAAGGACAGGUUUGUCAACUUCUUUGUUGGAAAUACUGUGACAUCUACAUUUCAACCUCCCCAUGUGCUGCAUUCUAUAUCAGUUAGAAGGUUAAAAGAAACACAGGAUGGUUUUGAGUUUCUCACAGAUCAAUCUUAUAUAGAUAUCCUUCCUCAGUUCCGUGACUCGUAUCCCAUUAGGUACAUACACGCCUUUGAAAAUGAUCACUUUGUGUAUUUUCUGACUGUACAGAGAGAAUCUCUUGACUCACAAGCUUUUCACACUAGAAUUAUACGCUUCUGCACUUUAGACUCAGAGAUGCGUUCUUACAUGGAAAUGCCUCUUGAGUGCAUUUUUACUGAAAAACGAAGAAAGAGGUCCAUCCGAAAGGAGGUAUUUAACAUUUUGCAAGCUGCCUAUGUAAGCAAGCCUGGUGCAGCUUUAGCCCACGAAAUGGGCCUUGGGUUGAACGAUGAUAUUCUCUAUGGUGUUUUUGCACAAAGCAAACCAGACUCUUCCGAACCAACCAAGAGAUCUGCUGUCUGCGCUGUCUCUGUGCGAACCAUCAAUGAGUUCUUCAACAAGAUUGUUGACAAGCAGAACAUGAAAUGUCUCCAGCACUUUUAUGGGAAGGAGAGCAAAUACUGCUUGAACAGGGCUUUUUCAAGAAAUGCUUCAUACUGCAGAGCACAAGAUGAUGAAUAUCGCUUAGAAGUUACGACUCCUCUGCAGAGGGUUGACUUGUUCAUGGGCCAGUUCAACAGUGUCCUGUUGACUUCGAUAUCUGUCUUCACCAAAGGGAACCUUACCAUUGCUAAUCUGGGAACUUCAGAGGGGCGCUUCAUGCAGAUAGUGGUUUCCCGUUCAGAACCCACAGCUCCACAUGUCAGCUUUCAGCUAGACUCCCACCCCGUCUCUCCCCAAGUUGUUGUCAAGAAUUCAUUAGCAGAUGAUGGUUAUACCCUGGUAGUGACUGGGGAAAAGAUAACGAAGAUCCCACUGAAGGGGCCGGGCUGCCAUCACUUCAGGUCCUGCAGCCAGUGCCUGCUGGCACCUGCCUUCAUGCAGUGUGGCUGGUGCAGCCAGCAGUGCCUCAGGUCUCCUGAGUGCCCCAACAGCACCUGGACCCAGGACACCUGCUUGCCUAGGGUUUAUGAGAUUCUCCCAAGCAGUGCUCCCAUAGAAGGUGGGACAAAGCUGACACUGUGUGGAUGGGAUUUUGGAUUCAGCAAAAAUAAUAGAUUUGAAUUAAAAAAUACAGUAGUCCAUAUUGGAGGACAAAUUUGUACUCUGGAAGGAAAAUCUAGCAACAAAAACAAGCUUGAAUGCACAGUUCCUGCUGCAAAAAGUCCAGGUUUUAAUAUAUCCAGUAGUGUUUCUGUUGGACAUGGCAAAACACUGUUCAAUACAUUUUCAUAUGUGAAUCCUGUAAUAACAAGUAUAUCCCCCACUUACGGCCCCAAAUCUGGAGGAACACUGCUAACUGUAGCUGGAAAAUACCUAAGGAGUGGAAAAUCAGUAAGGAUUUUUGUUGGUGAGCAACCAUGCACUUUGAAAAGUCCUCCCAGCAUACUGGCAAGCACUGUGGAGUGCUAUACUCCAGCGCAGCGAAUUCCCCAGGAAUAUCGUGUGAGAAUGGAAAUCGAUGAAGCUAUUCGAGACGCAAGCAGCCAUUUCACAUACAGAGAAGACCCUGUCGUUUUAAAAAUUCAUCCGUCCAAAUCUUUUCUUAGUGGUGGAAGUACAAUCACAGCUCAGGGAAUCAACUUGAACUCAGUGUGCUUUCCUCAGAUGGUGAUUACUGUACCUAAACUGGGAAUGAACUUCUCUGUGGCAUGUAGCCACCGCUCUAGCUCAGAGAUAAUCUGCUGUACAACACCUUCACUGAAAGUUUUCAAUCUCCAACCACCCUUUGUAACCAAAGUGUUCUUUAUUUUUGAUGGUGUCAGCUCCCUGUACUUUGAUUUUGAUUAUGUAAAUAAUCCUGUAUUUAAGCAUUUUGAAAAGCCAGUGUUCAUCUCAAGAGGCAACCAAAAUGUUCUGGAAAUUAAGGGAAAUUACAUUGAUUCAGAAGCUGUUAAAGGAGAGGUGCUAAAAGUUGGAAAUAAAAGCUGCGAAAACCUCCUCCUGCAGUCGGAAUCAAUUCUGUGUACGGUUCCCAGUGAUCUCCUGAAAUCCAACAGCGAGCUAAAUAUAGAGUGGAAGCAAGAAGUUUUAUCAACAGUUAUCGGAAAAGUGCUGAUCCGGCAAGAUCAGAAUUUCACGGGACUAAUUGCUGGAGUAAUUUCAACAUCACUUUUACUUUUUAUCUUUUUGGUGUUUUUCCUCUGGAGAAGGAAGAAGAAACAAAUUAAAGAUCUGGGAAGUGACCUAGUGCGUUAUGAUGGCAGAGUGCACACUCCUCACCUGGACAGGUUGGUGAGCGCAAGGAGUGUAAGUCCAACAACAGAAAUGGUUUCAAGUGAAUCUGUAGACUACAGAUCAACUUUUCUAGAAGAUCAGUUUCCAAGCAUGUCUCAGAACGGAUCAUGCAGACCUGCCCAGUAUCCUCAUUCUGACCUCUCCCCGAUUCUGUCUAGCGGAGACUCAGAUUUAGCCAGUCCACUUCUCCAAACUAAUGUCCACAUUGACAUCAGUGCCUUAAAUCCUGACCUGGUCAAAGAAGUGCAGCAUGUGGUUAUUGGUGCUGACAGCCUGAUAGUGCACUUCAGUGAAGUAAUCGGAAGAGGACAUUUUGGGUGUGUGUACCAUGGGACAUUGCUGGAUAACGAUAGCAGGAAAAUUCAUUGUGCUGUGAAGUCACUGAAUAGGAUUACAGAUCUGGAAGAAGUAGCUCAGUUUCUGAAAGAAGGAAUAAUCAUGAAGGAUUUCACUCAUCCCAAUGUUCUGUCACUCCUGGGAAUCUGUUUGCCCAACGAAGGAUCCCCGUUAGUUGUUCUUCCCUACAUGAAACAUGGAGAUCUUCGAAACUUCAUCAGGAAUGAGACUCAUAAUCCAACAGUAAAAGAUUUAAUUGGAUUUGGCCUUCAGGUCGCAAAAGGAAUGAAAUACCUUGCAAGCAAAAAGUUCGUCCAUAGAGAUUUGGCAGCAAGAAACUGUAUGUUGGAUGAAAAAUUCACUGUCAAGGUUGCUGAUUUUGGUCUUGCUAGAGAUGUCUAUGAUAAAGAAUACUACAGUGUGCACAAUAAAACAGGAGCUAAACUGCCAGUGAAAUGGAUGGCUUUAGAAAGUUUACAAACUCAAAAGUUCACAACAAAGUCAGAUGUGUGGUCCUUUGGUGUGUUGUUAUGGGAACUUAUGACACGAGGGGCACCGCCUUAUCCUGAUGUAAAUUCUUUUGAUAUAACUGUUUACUUAUUACAAGGCAGAAGGCUGCUACAACCUGAAUACUGCCCUGAUCCACUGUACGAAGUCAUGCUGAAGUGCUGGCAUCCAAAACCUGAGAUGCGUCCAGCAUUUUCUGAACUUGUGUCAAAUAUAUCAACAAUCUUCUCCACUUUUGUUGGGGAACACUACGUCCAUGUCAAUGCUACUUAUGUCAACGUGAAGUGCGUUGCUCCCUAUCCUUCUCUUUUAUCAUCACAAGACAACACAGAUAUGGAUGUUGACACAUGACGGGAAUGUCUGACAUAGAGGAAAAUCCAUUCUUAGUUGUAUGAACAAAAAGCAAAACAUUUUGUCCACUAGUUUUUACUGCCCGGUCUUUGUGAGAACACUGUUGCACAUGUUUAUGUUGUUGCCCAAGUUGCACUAGUACAAGGACACAAUAUCAUAUUGUUUAAGGCUAUGGGAUUCUGUAAACCAUCACAGUAAUUCCCAAGUAUUUGGACAACUGCAUCAAUUUACCAAAUGGAAAUGUGGUGUGCUACCACACAGAGCUAGUCCCCACAAACUGUCAUUAAUGUGCUCAGACCCAAGAAAAAAAAUUCGUCAUUAAUGCCAUGAAGGAGAAAGUAGAAUAUCAAUCAUUAUGGCUGGAAGGACUAUUACUGUGCAUGUACUUUAGAAUAAUGAGAAGUGCAGAAAUGGUUUUCACACAAAAGGCUAAGGCAAACAAUGAGAGUUACAAGAGUUUAAAAUGUAUUUUCCUCCUACAUGGUGCAAACUUUGGAUUUUUGCACUACAUCAACAAGGUUUUUAAGAACCUAGGCAGCCGAGAGAGCCAGCCUCGUGGUAAGUGUCUUAACAGAAAUCAAAAUCAAGAAAUGGUGUGCAGUAAAAUAAGUAUAGAAAAGUACAACUGUGUAGGGAGUGGGUGAGGAAGGCCAAGGCAAAACUGGAACUAAACCUGGCAAGGGAGGCAAAGAAUAACAGGAAGGGCUUCUACAGGUAUGUUAAUCAGAAACAGAAGGUCAAAGAAGGUGCAACCCUCCUGAUAAACAACACUGGAGAGCAGGUGACAAUGGGUGAGGAGAAGGCUGAGGUACUUAACUUUUCUGCCUCAGUCUUCAAUGGCAACCUCUCUUUCCACACCUCUUGAGCAGAUGGAAGACAGAAUGAGGACAGGGAGGGCAAAGCCACCCCACUGUAACUGAAGAUCAGGUUCAUGACCACCUGGGGAACCUAAAUGUGCACAAGUCUAUGGGGAUGCAUCCCAAAGUACUGAAGGAAUUGGCUGAUGCAGUUGCCAAGCCACUCUCCACGAUAAUCAGAAAAUCAUGGCAGUCAGGUGAAGUCCCAGGUGCCUGCGAAAAGAGAAACACUCUACCUAUCUUUGAAAAGGAAAGAAAGGACAACCCUGGGAACCACCAACCUAUCAGCUUCCCCUCUGUGCCUGGGAAGAUCAUGGAACAGAUCCUCCUAGAAGCUAUGUUAAGGCACAUGAAGGACAGGGAGGUGAUUUGAGACAGCCAGCAUGGCUUCAUCAAGGGAAAAUCCUGCCUGACAAACUGAGUGGCCUUCUAAGAUGGAACAACUGCAUCAGCGGACAAGGACUACAGAUGUCAUUUAUCUGGAAUUCUGCAAAGCCUUUGACACAGUCCCCCACAACUUCCUUCUCUCUCAAGGGGAGAGAGGCGGAUUCGAUGCGUGGUCUGUUAGAUGGAGACGAAGUUGGGUGAACAGUCACAUCCAGAGGCAACGAUCAGUGGCUCAGAGUCCUGAGGGACAUCAGUGCUGAGUGCUGUCCCUCAGGGGUGUGUGCUGGGACCAGUGCUAUUUCUUAUCUUCACUAAUGAUACAGACGAAGGGAUCGAGUGCACCCUCAGCAAAUUUGCAGCUGACACCAAGCUGAGGGGGGUGGUUGACACACCUGAUGCCAUCCAGAGGGACCUGGUCAAGCUCCAGUAGUGGGCCCACGGCAACCUCAGGAGGUUUAACAAGAGCAAGUGCAAGAUGCUGCACGUGGCUCAGGGCAGCCCCCUGUAUCAAUACAGGCUGGGGGAUGAACAGAGGGAGAGCAGCCCUGCCCAGAAGCACUCGGGGUGGAGCAGAGGCUGGACGUGACCCGGCAAGGUGUGCUCGCAGCCCAGAAAGCCAAUUGGACCCUGGGCUGCAUCAAAGGCCGUGUGGCCAGCAGGUCAAGGGAGGGCAUUCUGCCUCUCUACUCUGCCCUUGUGAAAUCCCACUUGGAAUGCUGCAUCCAGCUCUGGGGUCCUCAGCACAGCAAAGACAUUGACCAAAUGUAG